AGAUAUACAAAGCAGAUGUGUGCCAGGCAGAAGCUCCCAAGGUUAAAGUAGGGUGUAAAUAAAAGGAAGCAUAGCUUACACAAACAAGCAAACAUGGAGGAAGAAGAAAAAAAAACCAAGUCUGAUAAGAACGCAACAGGUGCCGAACCAGAAAAGUGGACACGAGAGAGUUUACAGCGCCUCUUAGCUGACGCAAUCACACAUCAACUUCCGCUGGAUGAUAUCAAAGUGAUCCUGAAUGGCGGUGCAGAUAUUAACGGAAUGGUCACAAAAGGUUUAAGACCACUUCACUAUGCUACAUUCGUAAAUUCAAAAGAAUGUGUUCAGUUUUUGAUUAACAAUGGUGCAUCGGUCAAUCUGACUGAUGACGUUGGUUAUACGCCCUUACAUAUAUGUUCCAGAAAGGGCUAUUCAGAAGUUAUGAAGAUUUUAAUAGAAAAUGGCGCUACAAUUAACUUCUGCUCGGCUGAGGAUGGAGAGGUUCGUGAAUCUAGUCGUUCCUUGGGUUACCUAACAUUGGAACCUCUUAACAUUGCGAUAGAUCAGAAUCACACAGACUGUGUCCGUCUUCUACUUCAGAGUGGGGCCCGUCCCGACAACAAGUAUUUUAUGGGAUAUGAAAUAAAUUUAGUGCCUUUAGAUCAUCUGCAAUGCUUGAAAUUGAUUAUAGAUUUUGGUGCAGAUCCAAAUACUUGUAAUAGGUGUGGAAUAACUCCUCUAAUGAGGGCAUGUAGAGAAAAUAACGCACGUGCAGUAAACUUUCUCUUAGCACACGGAGCGGAAGUUGACGUCGAAUGCCCACCUCGAUUUGAACAAAGGAGAGCCAUUCAUUUUGCAAUUCAGGUUGGGAACUUAGAAAUUACAGAGAUCUUGCUACAAAAUGGGGCCUCUAGGACUCGAUCUGAGAAUUACAGAUACAGUCCUUUACAUGAAGCAAUACUGAGAGAUCAAGUUAAUUUGUGCAAAUUGUUGAUAAACUACGGAAGUAACGUUAAUGAGAGAACAGAAAGUGACGCCACACCUGUAAUGUUAGUCUGUGGUACAGAGGGACUUCACCACAGAAAACAAAUUCUUGAAAUCCUUCUCAACAAUGGAGGGGGGGUAAAUGCGUUUUCAGACCAUGUCAGUUAUUCUCACCCAUGCUUAUCGCCCCUCACAGAGUACCUUAAGCUUGAAGAUGAAGAGGCAGACUUUGAAAUUGUUUCACUCCUCGUCCAACAUGGAGCUAGGGUCAGUUUUCGUGGAACCCGUGGAGUUAAUUACGUGAGGGAUCCAUAUGGAAUACUCUCUUCAAUGCAGAAGUUUGUUUCAAAAGACAAUGUGUUUAACUUACUAGUGGAGGCUUCAUUUAAUUUUGAUGUGGACAGUAUAAAACAGACGGAUUUGAUAGCACCUGACGUUAAGCAAUACUUAACUAUGCUAGGAAAUCGCCCAAGACAGCUAAAACAAAUUAUACGACUAUCUCUCCAGAAGUUUUUAUCUCCUCAAUUUCCUAGCACUGUUAAAAAAUUGCCUGUACCACCCUUUUUGAAAUCAUAUCUUUUAUUUCAUUUAGAAUAAUAAUACUAAAAUGAAUUGCUUGCUAGUUCC
Molecule: messenger RNA, 1590 nt
Organism: Saccostrea cuccullata (small rock oyster)
Lineage: Eukaryota; Metazoa; Mollusca; Bivalvia; Ostreida; Ostreidae
Product: ankyrin repeat and SOCS box protein 8-like
Exons: 2
Coding region: 94-1560 (488 amino acids)
Biological process (GO): protein localization to ciliary inversin compartment
Cellular component (GO): ciliary inversin compartment
Molecular function (GO): protein binding
Source: RefSeq, a predicted model, not a curated record